UAGAAACAAUAAGGAAAUAACUUAUAACUUGAAAAGUGAAAAUAGUGCAUUAAACAUGGACAAAUUAACAACAAUUAGUGCCACCCUAUUCAUGGCGGCCGAUGUGUUCGCUAUAGUGAGUCUAGCGCUGCCCGAUUGGAUUAUUACAGAGGAAGCUGGAGACAUACGGCUGGGCCUGAUGUGGACUUGCAUGACGUUGUACAACCGGCCGCAGGUCUGCUAUACGCCCGAUCUGCAGCCGGAAUGGCUGAUCGCACUCGUUUGCAUUUUCAUCGGCUGCAUAUGCAUCACGACGACAAUAAUACUUCUGGCCUCCAGCACCUGGGACCGCAACGUAAUUCCAUAUGCCCGCUGGGUGGGCUUUGCUGCAAUGGUUCUGUUCUGCAUGGCAGCCGUUGUCUUUCCGUUGGGUUUCCACAUCGAAGAGAUUGGCGGGCAGGCGUAUCAGCUACCCAACACAUUUAAAAUUGGCAUUUCGUACAUCAUGUUUGUACUGGCGCUGUGGAUAACAGUUGUGUCCGAACUAUUUGCGGGCAAAGUGUGUCUGCCCCACUUUUAGAUCGUAUUCAUUGACA
This is a messenger RNA of Drosophila novamexicana, 575 nucleotides long. RefSeq lists its product as uncharacterized. Gene Ontology annotation, biological process: negative regulation of smoothened signaling pathway. The record is from RefSeq and is a predicted model, not a curated record. Gene Ontology annotation, cellular component: Golgi apparatus; ciliary membrane. The transcript is spliced from 2 exons. NCBI's taxonomy places the organism in Eukaryota, Metazoa, Arthropoda, Insecta, Diptera, Drosophilidae. The coding region runs from base 56 to 559 and encodes 167 amino acids.